AACCCCGGGGGAGGAGUUCCGCCCCUCGGCCCCCGCCCCGCCACUGUCUGCUCUCUCUUGAGCCCACACUUGCGCUCCCAGUCUUUCUCCCGCGCCGAGCCCAGGCUGCGCUAUCCCCCCGCCAGGCACCGCAAGGCGGGCAGGCAGCCAGGAUGCAGGUCCCGCACAAGGAGCACCUGUACAAGUUGCUGGUGAUCGGAGACCUGGGCGUGGGCAAGACCAGCAUCAUCAAGCGCUACGUACACCAAAACUUCUCUUCGCACUACCGGGCCACCAUUGGCGUGGACUUCGCGCUCAAGGUGCUGCACUGGGACCCGGAUACAGUGGUGCGUCUGCAGCUCUGGGACAUCGCAGGUCAAGAAAGAUUUGGAAACAUGACCAGGGUCUACUACCGAGAAGCUAUGGGUGCAUUUAUUGUUUUUGAUGUCACCAGACCAGCCACAUUUGAAGCAGUGGCAAAGUGGAAAAAUGAUUUGGACUCAAAGUUAACUCUCCCUAAUGGAAAACCGGUUUCAGUGGUUUUGUUGGCCAACAAAUGUGAUCAGGGGAAGGAUAUGCUUACGAACAAUGGCCUCAAGAUGGACCAGUUCUGCAAGGAGCAUGGUUUCGUAGGAUGGUUUGAAACAUCUGCAAAGGAAAACAUAAACAUUGAAGAAGCCUCCAGAUGCCUGGUGAAGCACAUACUAGCCAAUGAGUGUGACCUCAUGGAGUCCAUCGAGCCGGACAUCGUGAAGCCUCACCUCGCGUCAACCAAAGUCGUCAGCUGCUCCAGCUGUGCCAAAUCCUAGCAGGCCGUUUAUUUAUUUUUAUUUUUAUUUUUACUGGCAGAUGAUAGUAAUGAUCCAAUCAUGCCAUACAUUGGGCCUCGUUUUUGUUUUUCACCAUUUUUCUAAAUGUCAGAAUAGGGAAACAAACUAGGCAGGCCAAAGAUCUAUGCCUCUGUCUUCCCUAGAAGAAACAGCAAGUGUUGUUUUCUCCCCACCAUCAGCACAGUGUUUACAUGCUUUUUUUUAAAAAAAAAAAAAUUGUUUUUAGUCUGUUACAGAUUUCUGUUUUAUAGCUGACCGAAAUUCUGCAGGAUCAGAGUCAGCCUUGUUAUUGCCUUUUUAAAAUCAGCAUAUGCCUAAGGACUCAAGGAGACUAAGAGAAGAACAAAUUAGCCGUCAGUUUUAUCAUUGACUGCUGCCUUGCCCUCAGUGUCUUUGUGCAAGUUUCAAUACGUCUCUGAUGGUCUGACAGGCCCAUUAGGUAGAAGAGCGGUGUUCGCCUGAGAUGACCUCCGUUCCAGGCAGAGCUAAGAGCUGCCUCUGAUUUAGCUCUUCAGAGUCAUGUACACAGGCUUCCUGUGCUUUUGUUGCCUUCAUUGUCACUUGCCAUGCAUUGAAUGUCGCUUUAACUGAAAACUGUAUGAAUGGCUCUGUCGCUUGUGUAUGGCCCUCUGUGACCUUUCUCUGACUCAAGCUGUGGGGCUCUUCUGUACAUGUAAUAUAUAUUAUAUAUAUAUAUAUUUUCACAUGUGGAAAUAAAACAUUCAAAAAUG
Molecule: messenger RNA, 1540 nt
Organism: Ochotona curzoniae (black-lipped pika)
Lineage: Eukaryota; Metazoa; Chordata; Mammalia; Lagomorpha; Ochotonidae
Gene: RAB38
Product: RAB38, member RAS oncogene family
Exons: 3
Coding region: 153-788 (211 amino acids)
Biological process (GO): phagosome-lysosome fusion; endosome to lysosome transport
Cellular component (GO): late endosome; lysosome; Golgi apparatus
Molecular function (GO): GTPase activity; GTP binding
Source: RefSeq, a predicted model, not a curated record